GGCUUCGCCACCUAUAGCUAAUCGUUGAUUGGCGGAGAUGGCUUCUUUCAUACCCGUCAUCACCUGCAACCACGGGUAUCCGUAGCCAGCCGUACCAACCAAGUCACGCGUUGCGACUACUGGCUGCAGUGGUGGCCUGUCUAUUUGUUUCUCGUAUCUGUAUUAAGGUUAUCUCAUCCCUAUCCACGCGGAGGAACAAACACUCACUAUCAACACUCGAGAGACGUUUCAUUUACUACCUCACUCUUCAAAUCAGUAUGGCUGCUUCCUACGAACUUAUUUACUAUACAGGCGUUCCAGGCCGUGGUGAACAUGUCCGGCUCAUCCUUGAGGAAGCUGGCGUCGAGUACAAAGACACUCAGUCGCUAACUUUUGAUGAAGCCCGGGAUAAUGUUGUGACUUGGCUCGCUGGCGGCGGCCAUGGAAACCCGUCUUACUUCGCCCCGCCUCUCUUCAAGUACGGCGACCUCGUCAUCUCUCAGACACCCAAUAUUCUCCUGUACCUUGGUCCCAAGCUUGGACUUGCCGGAUCGCGCGAGAACGACUUGUACAGAGUAAAUGCCCUUGCCCUUACAGCGCUUGACCUUUUUAGCAAUGAAGUUCACGAUACACACCAUCCUAUUGCCACAAUGCUACCCUGGGAAGAUCAGAAGGAGGAGAGCAAAAGACGCAGCAAGGAAUGGGUCCAAAACCGUCUUCCUAAAGUCCUUGCGUACUGGCAAAAGGUGUUGGAGAACGAGGAUCGUAGACCAGGCCCAUGGUUGUUGGGAGACACAUUCACAUACGCCGACUUGGUUUUGUUUCAGACCCUCGAUGGCACCCAUUAUGCUUUCCCUAAGGCAAUGAAGCAAGCAAGAGAAGCUGGCAAAUAUGAGAAGGUAUUCAAGCUAUACGAAGACGUCAAGGCUAGACCAAAUAUUGCAGCGUACCUUGCCAGCGACAGAAGACAGAAGUAUCAGGACUGGGGCGUUUACCGCCACUACGACGAUAAUGAUGUAGUUGCUGAGUAGCCUCUCUUGGUAUAAGGUAUGGCGAAUCGCAUAUAUGAUUCAAGGAAUAAAUUCUACGUUCACGAAAUGGUGCAAUGGCUGUCAAAGCAAGCCUUCUUAUUGAGAAAUGAUCAAUUCAAUUAAAAACACAUCA
Molecule: messenger RNA, 1143 nt
Organism: Botrytis cinerea B05.10
Lineage: Eukaryota; Fungi; Ascomycota; Leotiomycetes; Helotiales; Sclerotiniaceae
Gene: Bcgst11
Product: Bcgst11
Exons: 2
Coding region: 258-1010 (250 amino acids)
Biological process (GO): glutathione metabolic process
Molecular function (GO): glutathione transferase activity
Source: RefSeq, a predicted model, not a curated record